UUUCUACAUAAUGCCAGUGCUAAACCCCGACGGUUACGAGCACUCGCACACGCAUGAUCGGCUCUGGAGGAAAACUCGCUCUCGCCCACCAGACCAGACUGAUGACUACUACUUUGUGGGAUGGUUUCCAUGGAACUGGGGUCAGACUGAGUGUGUUGGGGUGGACGCGGAUCGCAACUGGGACUAUCAUUGGGGCGAAGAAGAUUCAUCCCGCGAUCCUUGUUCCGACAACUUCGCAGGACCACAUCCCUUCAGCGAACCGGAGACACGAGCGGUGUCCGAAUUCCUCACAGAACACAGAGGACAAAUUAAGGUUUUUAUAUCACUCCAUGCUUACUCCCAAGCGUGGUUAGUACCUAGUACUCAUGCAUACACGCCUUACGGGGAUGACGGUGUAUUGAUGGAAAUGGGAAAGCUCGCUACUACUGCGCUAGGGGACAUGUUUGGUACAAAAUAUCGGGUUGGAACAGCAGAAGAACUUAGCCAGCCAGCGGGAGGGAUGUCCCAUGACUGGGCAAAAGCACGAGCCGGAAUCAAGUUUUCCUAUCACGUUGACCUCCGUGAUUCAUUUGGACCAUACGGCUUUCUAUUACCUGGCUCGCAAAUUGUGUCGACAGCCCGAGAAACAUGGCAAGCUGUUAAGGCAAUAGUAGAUAAUGUUGCACCUGAUUAAGUUUGAUUUUUCUUGUACGGGUAAGAAAAGACUGAAAAGGUGUGAAAUUUCUCCAAGAUUUGAGAACAAUGAACAAGAUUUAUUUGUAUAGUCAAGCGUUCAAUAGAGACUAACAUGGCUUGUCAGUUUGAAACAACUUACAGUCUACAGUGAAUUAACGAUUUGCACUCGUAAUUUGACUACUAUUUGCCUAAUAUGCCUUAUAUCUAUUAGCCGUAGGGUCAAUAAGGUUGAUAUUUCCUAUUAUGUAAUGUGCAACGUGAAUCGUUUAACAUAAUUAAAGGCUAGCAAUAUCGAAUCGAUAAACAUUACGAUUCCUAAACAAUUCCUAUUUAAAUAAAAUAUUUACUAUUGUUAGUUACACUACCUAUGAUCUAAUAUGACAUUCGAAGGCAAAGUACAAGUACUUAGUACUUACUUACUUACCUAUUCUUUACUUUCAUAACAGUCCUAUUAUAAGUAAAUUCCUUUUUUUUAGCGUUAUAUGUUUUAGUUGUGAUAAUAGAUUAUGCCAAACGACAUUUUUUAGAAAGUAUUAAUUUAUUAUGUAGGGAAGUAGUUAGUUUUAGAUUUAAGUAUUUAUUCAAGGGAUUGAUGG
This is a messenger RNA of Manduca sexta (tobacco hornworm), 1271 nucleotides long. Its product is annotated as carboxypeptidase B-like. NCBI's taxonomy places the organism in Eukaryota, Metazoa, Arthropoda, Insecta, Lepidoptera, Sphingidae. Gene Ontology annotation, molecular function: zinc ion binding; metallocarboxypeptidase activity. Gene Ontology annotation, biological process: proteolysis. The transcript has 4 exons. Bases 11 to 673 code for a protein of 220 amino acids. The record is from RefSeq and is a predicted model, not a curated record.